Messenger RNA from Eremomyces bilateralis CBS 781.70, 2490 nucleotides. RefSeq lists its product as uncharacterized. The record is from RefSeq and is a predicted model, not a curated record. NCBI's taxonomy places the organism in Eukaryota, Fungi, Ascomycota, Dothideomycetes, Eremomycetales, Eremomycetaceae. Bases 1 to 2490 code for a protein of 829 amino acids. The transcript has 2 exons. Gene Ontology annotation, biological process: regulation of DNA-templated transcription. Gene Ontology annotation, molecular function: DNA-binding transcription factor activity, RNA polymerase II-specific; zinc ion binding.
AUGGCCUCUGACGGAUCAGAGAGCAAGUCCCGAAAGAGGAAGACUCCAGCCCAUGUUUCCCCUAACGCCUGUACAAACUGCAAGAAAGCGAGAGCAAAGUGUGAUGGAAAUGACCCAAAUCCUUGCACUCGGUGCGCUUCGAGAAGAAUUGAGAUAUCCUGCCAUUACGAAGUCCACGUCAAAACUGUCAAAGAAGAAAUGGUUCGAAAGAUCAGACAGUUGGAGGCUCAAAAUCAAGACCUCAUGGCACGUUUAAAUGAGCUAGGAUCAAAAGACCAAGGUACAUCUUCACUUGCAACCGCAGAGGCGCCCUCGAAUCGACAACCGCAGACAAGUCUGAUUAACUGUGUGCACCGCACGGAGCAGAUCCUCGGUCUGGCGCCUACAGAACCUAGGGAUCAGAGUGAUUCCGUAGAGGAUACCAGGCCAACCUUUUCGAGCCCCCCUAUACCGACUUUGCCACCCCAGAAUAGUACUCAGCAACGCUCCUCGUCUGUUCAGAUGCUUGACCUCGGCCCGACGCAGGUGUAUACUCCGUAUCCAAACUCCACAGGCACUACCUUGUUGCCUUCUUCGACUCUAAGUUUUCCGGGCAUGCCAAGCCUUCCAACAUUCGCAUCGCAACGCUCAGUUCCGUCACUACCGAGUAUGGCGUCUACCACAAGCUUCACCCUCAAUAUAGACGACCAGCCUAGAGGUGGAAAUGGAGCAUCAGUGGAACUAAUAGACCACUUACUCUCGCUGUAUUGCACCUGGUGGGGUCCCAUCAGUCCUAUUGUACCUAACUCGGCAUUUCCAAUAUCAAACAAGAACUCGAUGGGCCAUCCCGACGGCAAAAGGUUCAGCUCGACCGCACUAACUUCCGCAGCUUGUGCACUGGGCAGCCUUAUGCUCAGUGAUCCCCAGAGAGACGUGCGAGGCGGUGCAAGAAGCCGGUCCAGACCUAGAGGCAGUGCCACCGACUCAGCCGAGUUCGCCGGAGUGGGCAUCUACUUCGCCGAGCAUGCGUUGCGUGAACUCGAUGCACCUUUCGAGGCCUGCGCUGCCCUUAUGCUGUCCCACUCUACGGCAUACGUGUUGCUUGCAUUGUACGAAAAGAGCAAUGCAAGCCUUCGGAGGGGAAAGAGCUUCCUUCAGUGUGCUAUGGAGCUUGUCGCAAAAUUGCGCGUCGGCACCUCUUCUUCAGCCGGUCCAAGUCGCCUUGAUAGACAACAGAGGGCCGUAGCUUCUCGCAUAGGCGCAACGACCAGGAUGCUCGGUGCCGUUACAUAUUCCCCGCCACUGUUCACUUGGACUUCUGGUUAUUCAACUGCAGAAAUGGAAGAUCUGCGGUGGAUCGAGAAUGAACCUGACUAUUGGUGGCCUUAUCGUUUUCCUUACGACUCCAAUACUGCCAGGAUUGGUCGAACUGCCUUGGGGAAAGAUACGUCGAUGCUACAAAAACUCCAGGAAACUUCAGGGUCCAUCUCGGAAUACUGGUAUGCUCCCUGCGAACAUAAUCUUGGUGCAGAAGCCCGAGCCCGCCAAUUCAUGCGCCUGGCAGAGAAGCUUGACCAGUCCCGUGGGAACAUCGAGCAGCUUUAUUCUGCUCCUCGACCCCAGCUGGCGGCACAGGAACAGCUACCCGAGCUGCUCGCGUUCAGAGUCUCUUACGUUGGGUCGGUCGUACUACUCCUGAGACCCCUCCUCUCACACUCCGAGGGCCUCCACCGACGUGAUACAUCCGGGUCUAUAGUAGCCCAAAUCAAAUCUAUGACACGGGAUGGUCGACGAACACUGGAAUUGUUCCAGAAUCUCUACAGCAGCAGACAUAUGCAUGUCAUUCUAGCGUACUGGUGCUGCAUACUCACAGAGGGUGCAUUCGCAGCAUUCGAAUACCAGGCGUCCGACUGGGCCAACUCCCAUCAGUCGCAUGAUUUACCAUUUCAACGCCAUUCAGAAGAGAGAGACGAGAUAAUCUCAUUCGCAACAUCUAUGCUGCAUGAAAUGUCAUCAACCCAUCAGAUGGCCGAGUCGCUCGCUGAAUUGAUCCGAAGAGCAGCAGAGGAAUCAGGCCUCCCAGGUCCUUCAGGUGUACCUCCCACUGCUCCGCCGCUUUCGGCGCCAGGGGGGAUAUAUAACACGAGUUCUGCAUUUAAAUCGCGCCGCCGAUCGGCAUCCGCCAUGUCGUCUGCAGCUUUGACAGUCGACACAUGUCUGGACACAAGUGGAUGGCUGGGCCUUGGGCCUCCAUCCGUUCAUCUUGACUCCGCUUCCGCAGAGGCGAUUCUGGUUUCAUGGUCCCGCGUACCCAAUAUAGACAUCCCACCUCUGAUACUGUCACCCGGAGACAUCUCGCCGGCCCUAGGGGAUGAUAGACAUCCCCAAAGAGCCAAGGAGGGGGAGAUGGGUGAUACCAGCGCCUUAAACGCACGACGAUCACAUGGAGGCAUGAGUCGUAACGAAGAAAGGAGAAAGAGAGUGGGCAUCGAGCGGUUGGUCAAUCCGUGA